Molecule: messenger RNA, 501 nt
Organism: Tetrahymena thermophila SB210
Lineage: Eukaryota; Ciliophora; Oligohymenophorea; Hymenostomatida; Tetrahymenidae
Product: RING-H2 zinc finger protein
Exons: 4
Source: RefSeq, a predicted model, not a curated record
AUGGAUAGAUAGCCAAAUAGAUAAUAGAGAGGUGACGAUAGACCAAUUAAAGGCAAUCCAACAGGAAAAUAUAAUAUGGAUUUUAUAGAUUGGAAUAACGAAUGGAGCAACGUUUAUGAUAAUUUUGAUUUUACAACUGAUCAUUAAAACUAAUAAUGUCCCAUUUUUGGAAUGAGCAAAGAAACCUUCUUGCGUUUAGUCGCAGAUGAAUUUUAACAAUUAGAAUGGGAUAACAAUAUGCAAAUGGAUGAAGAAGGAAGACUUCCUGACGAAAUUGUGGAUAAAGUGAAGAAGAUGAAAAUGGGUACAAGCAAUUAAUCCUGUGCUAUCUGCGUUACGCCGUUUAAAAAGGGAGAAAUCAUUAGAAAGCUUCCAUGUAAGCACAUCUUCCAUGAUAGUUGCAUUUUACCUUGGUUUAGUAAGAAAAGUAAUUGCCCUAACUGCAGAUUUGAUAUUAAAGAGUACUAUAUGAAACAUUAAGAAGAAUCUAAUUAAUAAUGA